AUGGCGACGUCACCGGUUGUUAACUUCAUCACUGGCAACGCCAAUAAGUUGCGCGAGGUCAAGGCCAUCCUCGAACCGGCCAUCGUCGUGCAAAGUCAAGCUAUAGAUUUGGAUGAAGUCCAAGGCACUGUUGAAGAGGUCACGAUCGCGAAGUGCCGUAAGGCUGCAGACACGGUCCAGGGCCCUGUUCUAGUCGAGGACACAUGUCUUUGUUUCAAGGCUCUCAACGACCUCCCUGGUCCAUACAUCAAGUGGUUUAUGCAGUCUAUUGGGCAUCAAGGUUUGAACAACCUCCUUGCCGCUUACUCGGAUAAGUCUGCCGACGCUGUCUGUACUUUUGCUUAUUCUCCUGGCCCUGGCCAUGAGCCAGUCCUUUUUCAAGGUCGCACUAGGGGCAAGAUUGUGCCACCCCGGGGUCCCACGGAUUUCGGCUGGGACGCUAUCUUCGAGUACGAUGGUCAAACCUACGCCGAGAUGGAUAAGACCGCGAAGAAUAAGAUCUCUCACCGCGGCCUCGCGCUCAAGAAGCUGCAGGAGUGGUUUGCCCAGAAGGCAGACUAA
Molecule: messenger RNA, 561 nt
Organism: Colletotrichum siamense
Lineage: Eukaryota; Fungi; Ascomycota; Sordariomycetes; Glomerellales; Glomerellaceae
Product: Inosine triphosphate pyrophosphatase
Exons: 6
Coding region: 1-561 (186 amino acids)
Biological process (GO): nucleoside triphosphate catabolic process
Cellular component (GO): cytoplasm
Molecular function (GO): nucleoside triphosphate diphosphatase activity
Source: RefSeq, a predicted model, not a curated record